AUGACAAUGACGGUCAGAGAUCAGGGAACAGAGUCGAUGAAGGUGAAGCUGGACGAUGCGAUCCGGCGAGGAGAGAAGCGACUCGUGUCACAACUGGACGUGAUGGCGGACGACCCGUACUCGCUCGCCGUCACCACCUACGCUCUCGUCAUCAACAACGCUCCCAUACACCUGCAGGCGCUCUCCAAGCUGGAGGCCCUCGCCACAGAGAAAGGUCUGAGGGACCUCAACGGGGGCUGCCGUCAUGAGUGGCUCAUCAAGCAGACAGAACUCGUUCUGGUGGAUUCUUCAUUCCAACCCAGUCGUGCAGACACUGUCAUCGGGCCUGCAACGGCCUCUCCGUCGACAGUGUUGCUUCUAUCGGCCUUCUCUCCAAGGGUGCCCUCACGGGAUCUCAUCCUCUCCGCCAUCGCUGAUGACAUCACGAGGUCAUUUGAGGUCGACUCUGAUAAUGCGCUCGUCUACCAGAUGGCAGAGCUACCGAUAACGGAUGCGGUGGAGGUGGUGCCUUCCGGAACAGGUUCAGCCUUAGUACAGGUGAAAUGGUCGUACAACGUGAAGGACGAAGGACCUGCAGCUGCAUUCGAUCUCACGUCAAAUGUCAUUCACUACAGCACAGGCAACGUGCACGUGCAAGUGUGCUCACAGUACAAGAAACCCGGUAAGAGCGGCAUGUCUGUCGUCACGAUGAACCUUCCAUCCGGAUUCGUCGCCGAACGACCGCUCGGACAGAGCCACCUGGUGGCCAACGUCAAUGCCGACGAGCUGCAGCGUCCGAGAGCCGAAUGA
This is a messenger RNA of Priapulus caudatus, 789 nucleotides long. RefSeq names its product CD109 antigen-like. Gene Ontology annotation, cellular component: extracellular region. The transcript has 7 exons. The record is from RefSeq and is a predicted model, not a curated record. Bases 1 to 789 code for a protein of 262 amino acids. Lineage: Eukaryota; Metazoa; Priapulida; Priapulimorpha; Priapulimorphida; Priapulidae.